CCACCCUUUCCCCCCCCCCCAGACCCACGCUGACCCCGAAGGUCAAUACCAGAACCAUGUAGAGCCUGAAGGUCCCUACGCUGACCCCGAAGGGCAAUAUGGAUCCCAUGCGGACCGGGAGUCAUACCAGGCUCAUUUAGAGAGGGACAGACCCUAUGGGGGACGUAUGGAACGCGACGGGCAGUACGUAGAGCAUAUGGACCGUGACGGGCAGUACGGGGCACAUAUGGACCGGGAGAGGCCCUAUAUGGACCGCGAGAAGCCCUAUAUGGACCGCGAGGCCCCAUAUGAAGCGCUGGCUGAAAGGGAAGGAGCGUAUGGAGGCCGUCGGAAGGAGAGGGGAUAUCUGGGACGUAUAGAUGGGCAGUACCAGCCCCAUAUGGACCGGGAUGGGCAAUACCAGCCCCAUAUGGACCGGGACGGGCAGUACCAGCCCCAUAUGGACCGGGACGGGCAGUACCAGCCCCAUAUAGAGAGGGAGGCACAGUAUCAGUCCCAUAUGGACCGCGACGGGCAGUACCAACCCCGUAUGGAACGUGAGGGGUCCUAUCAGCCCCAUAUGGACCGGGACGUGCCCUAUCAGCCCCAUAUGGACCGGGAUGGGCAGUAUCAGCCCCAUAUGGACCGGGAUGUGCCCUAUCAGUCGCAUAUGGACCGCGAGGCGCCCUAUCAGCCCCAUAUGGACCGGGACGCGCCGUUCCACGGCUGCUUGGAGCGGGAUCUCCAGUUCCAGCCCCAUAUGGACCGUGACGGGCACUAUCAGACCCAUAUGGACCGCGAGGCGCCCUAUCAGCCCCAUAUGGACCGGGAGGUGCCGUAUCAACCCCAUAUGGACCGGGAGGCUCCGUAUCAGCCCCAUCUGGACCGGGAGGCAUCUUAUCAACCCCAUAUGGACCGGGACGGUCCGUACACAUCCCACGCGGACCGGGAUGCUCCUUUCCGGGGUCGGGAAGGUCCUUUUGGAUCACGUCCGGAUCGGAACCGCUGCGGCGCCGGCCCUCGGGAUUGGGAUCGAGACUGGGGGGUUCUGAGCCGCAGCUCCAGCCCUGGGGGAGGAGGGCACAGCACCAGCGCCAGCACCAGCCCCGCCACCACCCUGCAGCGCAAUGUGGAUGGUGAAGUCCCAGGCAGCGACGUCCCAAUCCCGGAUAGUCCCACUCAUCCCCCCCCCCCAUAUCGGGGUUUACCUCAACCCACCCCCCAAAAUAUGGGGGGGGGUCCCGGUGUUGGUAUUGGGGGGGGGUCUCCGGGGGUCUCUUGGCCUCGUUUACCCCCCCAACCCGCCAGCGUGGCCUUGAGGAAGCAGGAGGAGGAGGAGGAGAGUAAGAGGCCGAAGGCUUUGAGUGACAGCUACGAGCUCUCCAGCGACCUGCAGGAUAAGAAGGUGGAGAUGCUGGAACGCAAAUACGGCGGCUAUUUCCGUACCCAUCCUAUAUCCCUAUACCCCUAUAACCCUAUAUCCCUAUAACCCUAUAUCCCUAUACCCCU
Molecule: messenger RNA, 1488 nt
Organism: Coturnix japonica (Japanese quail)
Lineage: Eukaryota; Metazoa; Chordata; Aves; Galliformes; Phasianidae
Source: RefSeq, a predicted model, not a curated record